GGUUCACGAGGCCUGUUAGGAUUAGACGGCUACAAAGGCGAGCCGGGGAAGCCAGCCAAAAUACUGACCAUCGUCAGUGAGUUGCCAGGAGAUAUGGGUGAUGAAGGUCGUGAGGGAGAGCCUGGCGAUCCAGGUGACGUUGGUGAUAUUGGUAACAAGGGUGAACGAGGCUUUCAAGGUGCUACUGGAGAUCAGGUGAGUUGA
Protopolystoma xenopodis is the source of this 204-nucleotide messenger RNA. The record is from the annotation of a GenBank genome assembly. Lineage: Eukaryota; Metazoa; Platyhelminthes; Monogenea; Polystomatidea; Polystomatidae.